AUGCAACUCUUUUCUCAAGACGACGGUUCAGGUAUCAAAGGAGAAGAGAAUGCUGACAGGGCGGUCUAUCGGUCUGCCAAGCAAAUAUUGAGUGUCUUGCGAGCCAUUGAGAGUCCCAGUAUCGAGCUUAUUCAGUGCUCCAUUCUGCUCGCAUUUUACGAGUAUACCCACGAGGAGCUUGGGCGCGCCUACGUCAGUAUUGGAGAUGCUAAUACCAUGGCUUCAAUUCUACACGUGGGGCCUGGGAAGUACCGUGAGGAUGAGCGGGAAGCUAUAGUACCCUACGAGGAAGAAGAAAGGCGCUGCGUUUACUGGAGUCUUUUCGUGCUCGAUCGGCUAGUCCAGACCGACUAUUCUCUUCUUCACAUGCCGCACCAGAUACCGCCUGCGGUUGUAUCUCCUCCCGCGGCGGAUGAUCUUCUCCCGACGAAUCAUUUGCUUUGGUAUGAUGAGGAUCAGUCGCCUUAUUACAUAACCCAGCGAUACCCUGCAGACACAGACUUUUCGGUGCCUGUCGGGCCUUUUCAAAGGAACUGUCAAUACGCCAUGCUCUAUACUGGUAUUACCCCCCCUCAGUCCCCUGCAGGUCCAACGGCGUUUGAGUUAGGAAGCCAUAAUGUCACCUCGCCCUCGGUUUUGCCUCUCAGUAUUUUAGACCUAUAA
Molecule: messenger RNA, 663 nt
Organism: Fusarium verticillioides 7600
Lineage: Eukaryota; Fungi; Ascomycota; Sordariomycetes; Hypocreales; Nectriaceae
Exons: 1
Coding region: 1-663 (220 amino acids)
Biological process (GO): DNA-templated transcription
Cellular component (GO): nucleus
Molecular function (GO): zinc ion binding; DNA binding
Source: RefSeq, a predicted model, not a curated record